Molecule: messenger RNA, 2152 nt
Organism: Saprolegnia diclina VS20
Lineage: Eukaryota; Oomycota; Saprolegniomycetes; Saprolegniales; Saprolegniaceae
Exons: 5
Coding region: 6-2018 (670 amino acids)
Source: RefSeq, a predicted model, not a curated record
CCUCGAUGCAGCCCACGACUUACCUCCUCCCGACGACGGCGACCGCUGGCUAUGCGAUUCCGGACAAGAAGCCGCGCCGCCACAUGAAGACGGCCGCCAUGGCCGCCGCGGGGCUCUGCCUCGGCGCUGUCCUCCUCUCUGGUGCUGCGCACGUCGCCCCGAAGGUGCUGAACCUCGUCUCGUCGCAUCCGGCACCCCAAGUCAACGUAUGCGAGACGUCACACAUCUUGACGUACGACCAGCUCCACUCGUGCGUGAAGAGCCUUCCGUACAACGCCACCGAGAAGGCCGAGCUCGUCGAAUUCUACCGCCGCGCGCUACCGCUCUAUGUCUUUGAGAGCAUUUCCAAGGAGGCGCAGGCCUUUGGCCCGUACGAGACGCCGGCCGUCGACCUGCAAAGCGAGCUCAAUGCGAUCGAGGUGACCGACUACGACAACGACGCCGACAUGCAGACUGCGUUCUUCUCGCUCAUCAACAAGCUCAACGACGCCCACACAACGCACGCCAAGCCGUACCCGUACUACAGCUAUUAUGCGCUGCAGCCCAUCUCGCUUCUGAGCAUGGAACGCCACAACCGUCAAGUCAUUCAGCUCCGCACCGUCGAUAGCGCCGAGGCCGAGACGUACCGCACGCUCUACCCGUCGACGCCGGUGGACUUUGACGUAGCGGGCUGGGACGUGCUGUCCAUCGACGGUGUCCCCGCCAUCGACGCCCUCAGCAGCUUUGCGGACGGCGUUGGGUUUCUCAAGGAUGCCGGUGGCCGCUUCAACUUGGCGGUUUCAGGCUACAAAACCGGGCGUGGUUGGUUUGUGUUCCGCUCCAUGGGCACGUUUGACGUGCCCACGCAGCGUCGUGUGACGUACGAGCUGCAGCACCCGACGACGCGUGCGACCAAGACCGUUUCGUACGACUGGUUGGCGCUCAACAUGGUCACAAAGGGCGACGACCAAUCCAAGCACAACAAGCAGUACGACACGCUCUUUGAGAAGCUCAAGGACCACUUCAUUUCGCACGAGCUGUUUGAGACGCCGCCCGCCGUCGAGUACAUUGCGUCGGUCGGUGAGAACGCGGCCGUGCUCAAGCUCAACGCAUUCAGUGGCAGUGACGACGAUGCGACGUUCGAAGACGUCUUUGCGGCCAACGUCACGUCGGCCUUGGCCCAGUUUACGGCCAGCAAGAAGGAAAAGCUGAUUGUGGACGUCACGGGCAACGGCGGCGGCAGCAUCUGUCUCGGGUACGCGACGCUGCGGUACCUCUUUCCCAACUUGGACUUCAAUGGGCCGCACGAAGCCAAGGGCCCGCAUCAGGACGGCGUCUACCGCGCGCGCCGCACCGAGUUGUCCGAGACGAUCGCCACGAUCCUCGCCACGAUGCAGGUCGAGGACCCGACGAGCACGGCCUUUUUGGCGCCGACGCAGUUUUACAGUCCCUCGAGUCAGCGCCAAUUCCGCGAUGCGACGUGGAUGACGAACGGGGAGUCGACUGUACUCGGUGAAAUGAGCCAGGGUGUCUACCGCGGGUGCGCCGAUACGUACGUCAAGUACUCCGCGCCCGGCGUCUCGUUUUCGAUUGCGCCCGAGAACCUCGUCGUCGUCUCGCAAGGCUUUUGCGGCUCGACGUGCGCAGUCUUUACGAGCUACAUCCAAGCAUACAACCUCGGGCAAACCGUCGCGCUUGGCGGCUACCUGCACACGCCGCAGCAACCGUUUGGCUUUCCUGGUGGCCAAGUGGGCCGAGUGUCGGCCUUUACGGAACUCGGCAAUGCCAUUAGCGGCGCGACGGAGCUUGGCAUCGACUUGAGCGCUGUCGUGCCGCAACCGCCGACGUCCGGCCGGUUCAACGACUUUGGCUACACGUUCUUGUCCAUCUCGCCGUGGAAAUCCGACAGCAUCGACACGUUGCCGCUCGAGUACACGUUUGUGCCCGCGACCCACUCAAUCAUGUACCCGAGCGACCCGCUCGACAAUGACGCGACCUACGCCAAGGUCCUCCAAGUCGCAUCGUCGGCCCAGCCAUAAUCUCGAUAACCGCAAACAGACGGCUACAGUGAUGCUGUGAUCAUAUGAACUAGAUUCCCCGUCUCGUUUAGCAUAGCUGCAUGCACACGCAGUCACAUAGGUGACAUAAGCGUUAUAAAGAGGCGUGACUUUGA